Pisolithus orientalis is the source of this 882-nucleotide messenger RNA. RefSeq lists its product as uncharacterized. Gene Ontology annotation, cellular component: GINS complex. Gene Ontology annotation, biological process: DNA replication; DNA strand elongation involved in mitotic DNA replication. The record is from RefSeq and is a predicted model, not a curated record. Lineage: Eukaryota; Fungi; Basidiomycota; Agaricomycetes; Boletales; Pisolithaceae. The transcript is spliced from 3 exons. Bases 17 to 601 code for a protein of 194 amino acids.
AGAAAUACAUACGACCAUGACAGACACGCGUCAGUUCGGAGAUCUUGCCACUCAACUUGUCCUCGAAUCGCGUCGCUCAACGCUUUCUGAUACACUCUUAAAGUAUAACGACAAUCUGGUUCGAUCCGUCAUCAGGGAGCAACGCGAUCUCGAGAAGUUGACGGAGAGCGCAGAGGAGGUCAGCCCUGCUCUCUUGAUCUACCAGACUGCCAUCGUACGAAACAAGCGAUGCCUGCUGGCGUACCACAAGCACCGCAUGGAUAGAUUGCGCGAUAUGUACUGGGUUGCGGGCGGCGCGCUUCCACACAUCCUCAGCAAUCAGGACAUUCGGAGCAAACUCUCCCCACAUGAAGUAGAUUUCCUUCGCCAAUACAGUGCAUCGGUCAUGGAUUAUCGUGCGGAAUUCUCAAACGAGCUGGAUAUAACUGCCAGCAUUACCCACCCACCCAAGGAUUUGCAUGUCCUGGUACGCGUCGUGAGAGAUUGUGGGGUCAUACAAACCGAACUUGGAAGUAUCGACUUUCAGAGGGGUCAAAGAUUCAUGGUCAGAAGAGCCGACAUAGAACAUCUGAUUGUACAGGGAUAUCUAGAGGAGGUGUAGUAGUGAAAUCGUGGCUGUGCUCGCACCAUUUCGGGAUUCCUGUUGUGCUCAACGCUGGCUUCGAGCAAGCACAUCAUCCAUCAUGAUUGCCACAAGACGGUUCCCGAAGUCCACGCCCAUUUUUCUAUUCAGUCAUUCUCGAACCACCCUGUCUGUCUUUCGUCAGGGACGAGUACGACAUUCUAGUUCUUCGUCGCCUUCGUCUGGCGACGACGUCGACCGGAGUAACCCCGGCGCGAUCUCGGAUCAGGAGUGGGACGUCCGGACAGUUUCUUGUCGUG